This is a messenger RNA of Phyllopteryx taeniolatus (common seadragon), 1735 nucleotides long. RefSeq names its product eukaryotic translation initiation factor 2B, subunit 4 delta (gene eif2b4). Lineage: Eukaryota; Metazoa; Chordata; Actinopteri; Syngnathiformes; Syngnathidae. The record is from RefSeq and is a predicted model, not a curated record. The transcript is spliced from 14 exons. The coding region runs from base 91 to 1665 and encodes 524 amino acids.
AGGCAAUUUCUGCGUGGCGUCUCCUCUAGGGGGCGAUACGCAUUUUGCGUCCCUUUUGCGCCGAAGCGGAAGUGAGGUGUAUCCGGCAAGAUGGCGGACAACGUAGCGUCAGAUGAAAGCGACAAGAAAGCCAAUAUCGAGCGCUCAAAGAGCGAAGGCAAAGAGCUGGGCAAAGAGGAGAAGCAGCGGCUGAGGAAAGAGAAGAAGCAGCAGAAGAAAAACAAAGAAAGAAAAGAUGAGGCCGCCAAGCCCGACGACGCUUCUGCCGUGCCGCCGCCGCCUUCGCAGAGAGCUCCUUCCUCAGUGCCCGGCGCCGACGCGCCACCGGACAAGCCGGCCAAGAGCAAGGUGGAGCUGAAAGCGGAGAAGAGACCUCGCCGCGACUCCGACAGGACCUCCAAACAGAGCAAAAAGCGCGACGCCGGUCAGCAGCAGGCGUCCGCCGCCAAACCCAAAGUGCCGCCCGGCGAGCUGCAGCCUGUGGUGAAGAGGCUUCCCGAACACGUCCAAGUGGACGACCCUGAUGUGGUCAAGAAGCUGGCUAAGAAGCUGGAAAGACAACAGACACCACAGCACGAUCCUCCCGAAAAGAUCCCGCUUCGGUCAGACUACGGCUACAAGGUCAGCCUUUUCUCACACCUGCACCAGUACAGUCGCAAAGCGCCGCUGACGCAGCAAGUCGGCAUCCCGUCGUCGGUCAUCCAUCCGGCUAUCGUUCGACUGGGCCUCAAGUAUUCGCAGGGCAUCGUGGCGGGAUCCAACGCGCGCUCCGUGGCACUGCUGCACGCCUUCAAACAGGUCAUAAGGGACUACGCCACGCCACCAAAUGAAGAGCUAGCGAGAGACUUAGUCAACAAAUUGAAACCUUACAUCAGUUUCUUGAACCAAUGUCGCCCCCUCUCGGCCAGCAUGGGCAAUGCAAUCAAAUACCUCAAGAAGGAGAUCUCCAACAUUCCGAGCCACAGCAAGGAAGACGAGGCGAAGAGCAAACUGCUGAGCUGCAUCGACUGCUACAUUAACGAAAAGAUCGUCUUGGCGGCCAAAGCCGUCGCCGGAAUCGCCAUCGAAAAGAUCAGCGACGGCGACGUCAUUCUCGUCUACGGAUGCUCGUCGCUGGUCAACCACAUCCUUUACGCGGCCUUCGACGCGGGCCGCAAGUUCCGCGUGAUCGUGGCGGACAGCCGGCCGAGGCUGGAGGGCCGCGAGACCCUGCGGCGGCUGGUCCGGCGGGGCAUCGGCUGCACCUACGUCCUCAUCUCCGUGGUCUCCUACAUUCUACCCGAGGUGUCAAAAGUGUUGUUGGGCGCCCAUGCGCUGCUCGCCAACGGUUACAUGAUGUCCCGCGUGGGCACGUCCCAAAUCGCCCUGGUGGCCAAAGCCUUCAACGUGCCCGUGCUGGUGUGCUGCGAGACGUACAAGUUCUGCGAGAGGGUGCAGACGGACUCUUUUGUGUCAAACGAGCUCGACGAUCCCGACAACCUGAUGGUGACGCGGAAGGGCAAGACGCAGCUGGCGCGCUGGCAGGAGGUGCCCUCGCUGGGCCUGCUCAACCUGGUGUACGACGUGACGCCGCCCGACUUCGUGGACGCCGUCAUCACCGAGCUGGGCAUGAUCCCGUGCACGUCGGUGCCCGUCGUGCUGCGCGUUAAAAGCGGCGACCAGUGAACCGGAUCGCGCUUUGAGCGUGCAAUAAAUAAAUGCAUAUAACAAAUAUAUGAAGAAUACCACUUUUAAA